GCGAGACAUGGUUGCACCCCAUAAGGUGUUGAAGUUCCCAAAGUAUUGUUUUGUCAUGUUUCUUUGUGGAGCCCUAUCUCGGCCAUUAGCAGACAUCGAUACUUUCUCAUUCUGGCACUCAGAGCUAGAUCUUCCCUCCAGUCUUUCAACGUUUGUCUUUUCGCGAGCACGGGUGAUGACACCACAAAUAAGAGAAACCAAUGCAUCACCUGUUGAGAUCCACAUAUCACCGGAAGCGGGUGAGAAAUCGCUCUUUAAUUGUUCCAGUGAGCUUUUGGUGAAUUUCCAUCGUGAAACAAAUGAUGGCUGGAAGAGAAACGGGCAAACUUUGGCUUCCUGAACAGGAACAACCUCGAAU
Molecule: messenger RNA, 358 nt
Organism: Lobosporangium transversale
Lineage: Eukaryota; Fungi; Mortierellomycota; Mortierellomycetes; Mortierellales; Mortierellaceae
Exons: 1
Coding region: 8-340 (110 amino acids)
Source: RefSeq, a predicted model, not a curated record